This is a messenger RNA of Crotalus tigris (Tiger rattlesnake), 1784 nucleotides long. It is a transcript of the gene PRKAB1, whose product is annotated as protein kinase AMP-activated non-catalytic subunit beta 1. Gene Ontology annotation, biological process: signal transduction. The coding region runs from base 226 to 1041 and encodes 271 amino acids. Gene Ontology annotation, cellular component: nucleus; cytoplasm; nucleotide-activated protein kinase complex. The record is from RefSeq and is a predicted model, not a curated record. Gene Ontology annotation, molecular function: protein kinase binding. The transcript has 8 exons. Lineage: Eukaryota; Metazoa; Chordata; Lepidosauria; Squamata; Viperidae.
CGGAAGCGAAGGAACCGGGUGUUUUGCCAUCUACGCCGGCGGCUGUUGCUGCUCUUUAGCCGGGGCGGGAGGGAGGAGACCGGCUUGAGCCGCGGGGGCCGCUCCGGGCUUUGAAUGUGGCCGGGUGGCCUGCACAAUCGGCGGCUCUCCCGACGCGAGGGCGACUAGCUGGCAAUCAAAAAAAAGAUCCAUCUGCCAGCCACCAUCCCUGACCCUUGAAGAGCCAUGGGGAACACCAGCAGCGAACGGUCUGGCGUAGAGCGCCACGGAGGCCAUAAGGCAGCUCGAAGGGACAGCCCUGGGGGAUCAAAGGAUGGAGACAGGCCCAAGAUUUUGAUGGACAGUCCCGAAGAUGCUGACCUGUUCAAUGCAGAAGAAAUGAAAGCUCCGAUGGAGAAAGACGAAUUCCUGGCUUGGCAACACGACCUGGAAGUGAGCGACAAAGGCCCCACACAAGCUCAGCCGACUGUCUUCCGGUGGACCGGCGGAGGCAAAGAAGUUUAUUUAUCGGGCUCCUUCAACAACUGGAGCAAACUCCCGCUUACUCGGAGCCACAACAAUUUCGUAGCAAUCCUCGAUCUUCCAGAAGGAGAACACCAGUACAAGUUUUUUGUGGAUGGCCAGUGGACUCACGAUCCUUCAGAGCCUGUGGUGACCAGCCAACUAGGGACCGUCAACAAUAUCAUCCAAGUGAAGAAGACAGACUUUGAAGUUUUCGAUGCUUUAAUGGUCGAUUCCCAAAAGUGCUCCGAAGUGUCAGAAUUGUCAAGCUCGCCACCUGGACCGUAUCACCAGGACCCAUACAUCAUUAAGCCGGAGGAGAGAUUCAAGUCGCCCCCUAUCCUUCCUCCCCACCUGCUGCAAGUCAUCCUGAACAAAGACACGGGGAUUUCUUGCGAUCCAGCUCUCCUUCCGGAACCGAAUCACGUCAUGUUGAACCAUCUCUACGCGCUGUCCAUCAAGGACGGAGUGAUGGUGCUGAGCGCCACCCACCGGUACAAGAAGAAAUACGUGACUACGUUGCUCUACAAGCCCAUAUGAAUGAGGGGAGGGAAAGCGGACCGGUGCGAGAGAAGGAAUUGUUAUCCAGAGGAUCCCCUACGCCCCCAAACUCGACAGCAGCAUCCUUGCUGUUAAAACUGCCCCCAUCCCCAGAAAAAAGUUUUGGUUGAACUGCUGGUGCCUUGCUUCUCCUCUCCUCGCCUGUUCUUUCGAUCCAGACGAUCAGCCCUGGUUUUGUCAAUCAAGCAUGAAGCUGCCUGCAAGGAGGGGGGAGAAAAAAACCCCAGAGGACAGCCAAAACCACGCAGGCCAAUUAACUUUGAAAAUUAAAUUAAAUUCUUCAACGCUUUCUACCGAAAAGCCAGAGGACAGCUACAACAGCCAAAGGGAGACGGGUGUCUCAAAUCAGUUGCUUCUGAAAAUGUCUUCUUGUAAUCCUACAGUUGCAAUCAACUGUCUGGCCAAACCUGCCGUCGUCGUUUUUUUAAAAAACCUUUUUAGUUGAUCACAGCAGCAAUAAGGACCAAAGAAGGGGGGAAAUAGCCCACUCUUUUCUCUUCCUCCCCCCCGCCCCGGCAGGGAGUCAGCAGCCUCGGUGCUUUCAAUGGGUUUUGUGGAUCCUCGGCGAUCUUCAGCCGUCCCAGCAGCAGCUUUAUUCUUUGGAAUGAUCGGCUCAACGGCAGCCUUCCAAAUCAGUAUUUUAGGUCCACCUGUCUUGUCGUUGGUAUUUACCCUGUUUCAGAAAGUGGUUUUAAUAAAUAAAAAGGCAUAGUGGAAAACAG